AUGGCCCAGUAUGGCCAGUGGAAAAAACUAGCAGGGGGUGCAGUCUCACUGUGGAUUACCGCCAAUGGAAUGUAUGUUGCUCCAGUGGCCCUGGCUAUUGGAGACUUUGUGGCUGUAAACGAACGCACAGCACAGACUGAUGGCACUGGGAGCCACCGACCUGUGGAGUUCAACCCUGACUUCAUAGUGCGCAUGAUACCCAAAGUGGAGUGGGCGGCGCUUCUGGAGGUUGUGGACACCCUGCAUCUGAUCAAGGUGCCUAAAGAGCUGAUUCAGGGAUACGAGCAUAACGAGGAAUUUCUGAGAAAGAUGCACCACGUGCUGCUGGAGGUGGAGGUGUUGGAGGGCACCCUGCAAUGUCCAGAGUUGGGAAAUCUACUCCCCAUCAGCCAUGGGAUCCCCAAUAUGCUGCUGAGCAAUGAGGAAACUGAGACUUAA
Rangifer tarandus platyrhynchus (Svalbard reindeer) is the source of this 438-nucleotide messenger RNA. The record is from the annotation of a GenBank genome assembly. Lineage: Eukaryota; Metazoa; Chordata; Mammalia; Artiodactyla; Cervidae.